Haliotis rubra (blacklip abalone) is the source of this 1836-nucleotide messenger RNA. RefSeq lists its product as uncharacterized. Gene Ontology annotation, molecular function: guanylate cyclase activity; peptide receptor activity. The record is from RefSeq and is a predicted model, not a curated record. The transcript has 8 exons. Lineage: Eukaryota; Metazoa; Mollusca; Gastropoda; Lepetellida; Haliotidae. Gene Ontology annotation, biological process: receptor guanylyl cyclase signaling pathway; cGMP biosynthetic process; intracellular signal transduction.
AUGCCAUGGACGGCCAAAUGGGGAGCGAGGGUAGGAGCCACGGACAACACAGAGGGGGACACGGACUCCUUGAACUCGUCCCAGCUCAACCUGGCAAUAAGGGAUAUGCUGCAGAUGUACCCGGCUCGAAACCAGUGCGAGCAGUUUUGUCGAGACAGCCAAGCCCGGAUCGCAGGCAAGCCCCGUCAGCUGCUCAAGACAAUUUCCAUAGUCAUAAUCCCAGUGGCUGUGCUGACGGCCCUCAUCGGAAACACCUUCUUCCACACGUUCACCAGGUACGUUCAGUCGUUCGGUAUUCGCGCCACUUUGCUGUACAGUGUCGAACUGGGUACGGUGAUCCAUUCGCUUCAGGAAGAGCGGGACAUUAGCGCCCUCUACCUCAGUUCCAUCGAGCAGAAGACAAAGAGUCUACUUCUUCGUCGGUAUCCAGAGACUGAUAAGUCUCUCGAGAAGCUGACCUUCUGGACAACUGGACCAACCCUCGUCCUUCCGGAGUUCCAGUCUAAGGACAAGUUCUUAUCCUACCUCAACAGACACAGGUAUGAGCUAGAUACACUCAAUCAGUCGGUGACGAUGGAGUUGGAGAUGUACACGUCGUUGAUCAGUGUGUUCAUCUCGUGGCUGUACGAUGCCGUCACUGAAGACCACUCCGGGGCUAUCUGGAGAAGCUUGGUGGCCUACCAAGAGGUCAUAGUGGCGAAGGAGUACAUGGGACUGGAACGAGCGCUGGGCACCGUCUUCUACGCAACAGGCAGGUUCCCGUCCAGAGACGCGCACCUGUGGUUCUCGGAGAGCCAGGAUGUCACAAAUGCUACGUUCCUGUCGGCUAGGCGAUACUCAGGAUUAGUCCAUGCUUUGUACGAGAAGAACAUCCAUGGUAAUGAGAUGCUCCUGGACGUCCUGGGCAGGAUGAGGGCCGAGAUUCGCCGGAACGACCUGAUGGGCAAGGGGUCGGUGAAGAUGGCACAGUGGUGGUUCAACAACAUGACGAUGUACAUGGAUCUCCUAUUGACGACCCAGACGGACUUGUCAGAGGAGAUCACGCAGAUCAUGGACGAAGGACAGAUCUACACCUUCAACAGAGUCAUGGGCAUAUCCUUCGUCCUGGCCUGUGUCUUCAUCCUCUGCCCAGUCAUCAUAUACACCAUGUAUUCCCUGACGAACGAGAUACAGCAGUACUCAACCGCCCUUACUAAGAGGUAGGAGCCUUGGAUAAAGGAACAGAAGCGAACUGAGAUGCUCUUUUAUCAAAUGAUCCCAAAAUCAGUGGCGGAGAAAAUGAAACAGAAUGAAAUCGUGGGAGCAGAACAUUACAGCGAGGCCACCAUCCUUUUCUCUGACAUCCAGGGGUUCACGCUCAUCACGGCCAGAAGUUCCCCACUGCAGGUCGUGAGCAUGCUCAACAGCCUAUAUCUGUGUUUCAAUGAACGUAUUGCCGAGUACGAUGUCUAUACUGUGGAAACCAUUGGCGAUGCUUACAUGAUUGUCUCGGGGAUACCGAACCGGAACGAUCACAGUCAUGCAGCUGAGAUCGGCAAGAUGGCGCUGGACAUCAUGAGAAAUAUUGGUCAACUCGAAAUACCUCACUUGCCGGGCACAAAGUUUAAACUGAGGGUUGGAUGUCAUACUGGUCCAUGUCUAGCGGCAGUGGUGGGCCCGACCAUGCCGAGGUACUGUCUCUUCGGCAAGACUAUCAGCAUAGGAGCCAAGAUGGAGUCUCUCGGGAAACGGUCAAUGAUUCACAUCAGCCCAACCACGCACGAUGCGCUGCACCUCACAGGGGGAUUCGUGACUGUUGAAAGAGAGGACAGAGUGGCUAAGGUGGGUCCAGCUUGA